Messenger RNA from Chironomus riparius, 679 nucleotides. Lineage: Eukaryota; Metazoa; Arthropoda; Insecta; Diptera; Chironomidae. The record is from the annotation of a GenBank genome assembly.
GCCCGACAGUCAAAAUGGUCCUCGAAGUCGCUUCACUGACUAAUGAAAAUUUCCUUAAUGAGCUUCAAGAGAGUGCAGCCAAAAAGGAUUGGAAAAAUAUCCUUAAGAUAAGUAAAAGAUAUGGAUUCGCGAUAAGUACGAUCGCAUUGUGGGUGUUUCCAUCGGAAUUUUGUCUGCAGCAGAUGAAGACCACGCUGAAAAGUUUAAAUAUUUCAAAUAUUUUAAGUGUCGGCUGUGGAAUUGGAUUAUUGGAAUUUAUCAUACGUGAAAGUGUUGGCGUCAAGAUGAGCGGACUUGAAAUAGAUUCAAAAUAUUGGAGUCGUAAGAAGCCAUUCAUAAAUCUCAAAUUUGUUGAGCAUGGUCAGGAACUAUCAUCAAAAUUAAUCUUAGACACCUGCCUUAGUAAGAAUUGGGACUUUGCUCUUCUCUUUUGCUACUUCAACCUCCGUCGUGCAUUUAAUGAAUACAUCAAAUAUUAUAAAGGCAACUAUGUGAUCAUAAUUGGACCGGCUGCAAAUACAGGACGAUAUACAGACCCACUACCAUUAGACUUUCAAGACAAUGAGGAAUUCCAGCUGGUACAUCUUAGUGACUUUGGAGAUAAUCGUGACUUACUAGCUAUUUAUGAGAGGAAGAACAAAAAGUUUGCUGUGUGAAAGUGAAAAUUAUUUAAAAUUAA